AUAUCUGGGAAGAGGAAAGAACAUAAAAUUAAAAUGCAUGAACAAAGUGCUUAUGCUGAAUUCAAAGGAUUCAUUCGAGAUCCUUGAUAUUUUUUUUUAAUAUCAAAGAAUGUCAGGGGCAGCAAACCCGGAGUCGGAGGGAGUUGUCUCCAAGGUAAAAGUCAAAAAACAGAUCAAGACAAUCGUGCAGGAUUUAGAAAACGUCUUGGGAGAUUUGAAAGAUGUGGCAAAAGAGCUGAAAGAGGUGGUGGAUGAGAUAGACACUUUGACAAGCAGCCUGCGUCUGGAGGAGGAGAUGACGGACAGCUCCAAAACAGACACGCUCAACAGCAGCUCCAGCAGCACCACGACGACCACGACUGCCUCCAGCAUGGAGAAGAUCAAGCCCCACCCAGACGAGUGCCUGUGCCACCCUCCGCCGCCUCCAUCGCUAAACCCAGGUGUCCUCACCGUCCUGAGGAAGCCCCACCCCCCACCCCCGCCCCCUCGCCUCACCCCCCUCCGCCCGGACGAGCACACACACACCCUCACCCGCAGCCGCAGUCCCGGACGAAAGCCCAACGGCACUUUGAUGCGGAACGGCGUGUUUCCUGGGAAACCAACGGCACUCCACAACCUCGACUCCUGCUGCCCACCCAGACCGAUUCCUGUGGACAACAGCAAAGCGCUGGUACCUGUUGUACCCCCACCUGUCCCCAUGCUGCUGUCAAGGCACGACAAGAGUCGGUGUCUGCAGUCGUCGGCGGUGGCUUCCAAUGCCGUGGUUGCCACGGCAGCCACAACCCGUGAGCGGGUGCGCUUCAGUGAGACUGUGCAGUACCAUGGCUAUUGCCCAGACUGUGACCUGCAGUACGAAUUAGAUCACACGGACCUCCACCUGCACGAUGAGCUUGUUGAGGAGCAGGUCAGCCCCACGCACCGCUGCUGCUCGUCCCCCUCGUCCCCCCCUCUCCCUCUGGAGAACGGUGGCCUGACCACCAGCCACAGCUUCCCCCCGUCUGGCCCCAUGCCACCGCCCUGCACACCCCACUCCUCCACCCUCAAACCGGCCAAGACCAUCCUACGCAAGUCCACCACCACCACCGUUUGACCUCUACCCUGCUUCCAUUUAGUAUGAAUUGAAAUCUAUAUAGUUCUAAACAUACAUCUAUUUUUCUUUUAUGAAAUAGCUGUCUAUUUUUACAAGUACUGUCUAGAAAUGGGAUGAAGGAAUUAAUUAUCAGAUGAUCAAAAGUGAACUUGGAGACGCAUCUCACACGGGGCAUGCAGUUCAUCUGGAUGUGUUUGGUUAUCUGCUCCUGUGCGGAGCACUGGGGACGCCGACCAGGACGGCGAGGUGCCACCGGACUGUCCAGCCCUGGGGAACCUUCCAGUAACCACCACCACGCUGUCUCACUCAUCACAGCCAGAGAUGCAGCAGAAGCAUCCCUCACGUGUGCAACACACCACACAUUCGGGGGAGGAAUGCUUUCGCAUAUGGCUAAGCCGAGUGAUUCACUUCCAAAGAAGCGGCAAGUUCUCCCAGAGGAAUUGAACGUGACCUGCAUGGUGGGAAAUCUUCCACAGAAGAUGUCAACAAAAUUGUCUUAAGGAAAUAAUAAUGAAACAUGAAUCAUGACCUUUGGUGAAGUGGCACAGCAUUGGUGGUUGAGGCUGUGCAGUGCGAUGUGUGUGUGUUUCUGGCCUCUUUCCUGAUGUGUUCACAUAGAUCUGCUCAGAAGGAGAGCCACAUAAAAGCUGUGGUGUAAAAUCUGGAGAUUUCUCUCUGUAGCGUAGCACUGGUCACUUGCAGUGGCCAUCAUAGUGGGUUGGUUUUCCCUAAUGCCACUAGAGGGCGUGAGGGAUGUGAUAGGAAGUGACGGGUUCUAUACAAACACGCCGAGAUGCCCAGGAUGGAGAGGACAAUCCUUCUCAGCAAUUUCAAAAGCAGCAGGGUUUGACUAAAAACAGAGAGAGGGGAAAGAUGU
Molecule: messenger RNA, 1967 nt
Organism: Alosa sapidissima (American shad)
Lineage: Eukaryota; Metazoa; Chordata; Actinopteri; Clupeiformes; Clupeidae
Gene: prr16
Product: proline rich 16
Exons: 3
Coding region: 110-1090 (326 amino acids)
Biological process (GO): positive regulation of cell size; positive regulation of translation
Source: RefSeq, a predicted model, not a curated record